Messenger RNA from Fibroporia radiculosa, 834 nucleotides. RefSeq lists its product as uncharacterized. Bases 1 to 834 code for a protein of 277 amino acids. NCBI's taxonomy places the organism in Eukaryota, Fungi, Basidiomycota, Agaricomycetes, Polyporales, Fibroporiaceae. The transcript has 3 exons. Gene Ontology annotation, molecular function: peroxidase activity. The record is from RefSeq and is a predicted model, not a curated record.
AUGGCCACGCUUUCAUCGGUGCACCCAAAGGGAUUGCACAUUGCCCUUGUCAAAUAUGCUCUAGUCACCGCCAUUGUAGCAGCUAUUAUGAAGUUGAUAUUUGCGAUCGAUGGACUGGUAGGCCAGGAGCUGGCUGAGUUCUCCCUUCAAACCCACCCGUUCGUGCCACCGAGUAGAACGGACAGUCGAUCACCGUGUCCUGCGCUGAACACCUUGGCAAAUCAUGGCUUCCUGCCUCAUGACGGGAGAGGGAUAAGUUACAGCAAUUAUAUUCGUGCCAUGCGUGAGGGUUACAACCUAUCGCUCCCAUUGGCGACGCUCCUCACCUACGGUGGACACAUGAUCCUCAGCCAGUAUUCGGCACUCUCACUCUCCGACCUCUCGCGACACAACUUUAUCGAGCACAACGCUUCUCUUGGGCACCCUGAUGCGGUGGGAGAUGAGGAGUACGCACCGACGAAGGCCAGUCUCAGCCUCAUCUACCAGAUGACCAAUGAGUCAACGGAUGGCUCCUUCAUGACAAUGCACGAUUUCGCCUCUGCAAGGGUUCUCCGAGAGAGGGAGUAUAAAUGGCCUGCUCUCGAUCCCCUCCAUGAAGAAAUUGCGCGUGGAGAGAUUUCAAUGGUACUGGGGGUCUUCGGCGGCGCAAACGAGACAGUCCCAGUAAGGUGGUUGCAGGAGUGGUGGCUGAAUGAGCGGUUCCCAGAGGACUUCAAGCCGCGUCAUUCGCAGACGCUGUUCAAGACAGUGCGCGGAUCUUGGAAGGUCAAGCGUCUCAUGAGAGAGAUUAAAAAAGCUGCGAAUGUGAAGCGCCAGUUACAUGAACUCGACUGA